GUGGUGUAUAAAAGUGACUGGAUACACUCUAGAGCUGAGAUAUUAAUAACUGUCUUUUUUCAUGGAGAUCAUUUAAUUGUCAAAGCUAACAAAGACUUUCGCGCUUUUGUAUUUUACCUUCCUGCAGCAGCCAAAUGAAUAAUGCCUCUGUGGCAAAAGCAAGCAAAAAGCAAGAGCAACAGUUAUCCCUCCGUCAGAGGAUGGCACUAUUUCAGGCCAGUCCUACAGACAGACAGACAAGCUGUAAAGGAAGUGAUACGUGUAAAAGCAAAAAGGGUGUAGCAGAAACAUCCAUCUCGGUAUCUCUUCGUGUUCAAAAAGAAGUCAAUGAAUACAAAGCCUGCUCUUCUUCUACCCUAAGUAAUAAUCACCUCAAUGAAACUCCCAUGUUUACCUCAUGCCUCCCACCCUCUGACCCCUGCAAUAGUCAAGAGCUCAUCUCAUUUCUGCUCCCUUCCUACUGUGACUCUCUCUUUAAGUCAAUAUGUAGUUUAAAAGAAGAGGGUCUACUAUUAGACUGCAGCUUACAACUUCUUGGUAAUUCUCACAAAGCUCACCAAUUGGUGCUUGCUGCUGUCAGUCAAAAAGCAGAGGCGUGGCUGUGCUCCAAGAACAUGGAGGUGAAUUUGGAUAAUUUAGGAGGAUCUGCAUGUCAUAUAACUUAUGCAGGACUGAAAGCUGUUUUGAACUUUGCUUACUGUGGAGAAGUGAAUAUGAUUUACCCUGAGGCCAGAAAUUUGGAAGAGAUUCUGAUGGCUUGCAGGUGCUUAGAAGUGGAUCGACUCGCAGAGGUGUGCAAGGCUGAAGAUCCAUCCUCAGGGAGAGUGGAGAGAAAACACAGCCUGCAGAUUAUAAGGACUCUGUGGAAGAGGCAUGUUGGCUGUGAUGUUAUCAUGGAGGUGGAAAGUGGAGAACGUUUCCCUGCCCAUCGUGUUAUACUUGCUGCUGGAGGAGACUACUUUAGAGCCCUCUUUUGCAGUGGCUUACGAGAGUCCAAAGAGAAGGUGGUGUGUAUGCGAGGCAUUGCAUCGUGGGUGCUGGAAUCCCUGUUGGAGUUCAUAUACUCUGGACAGUUAAAGCUGGGCUGGCAGAAUAUCUGGGACCUCACUGAAGCGUUUCUGCAAUUCCAGCUACAAGGGGCACACACACUAUGCUCACAAUUUCUACAUGACCAUAUGAAUGAUGCUUCCUGUUUAGACACUCUGUUUCUAGCUGAGACAUAUGGACUGGAGCAUCUUGGUAAGGCAGCAGAAGAGUAUGCUUUAUCCCACUUUCAGCAGGUUUCAGAGAGAGAGAAUUUUAAAGAUCUCACAUGUACCCUACUGGAGCGUCUGCUAGGAAAAGAUGAACUGAGAGUAGACUCUGAGGUGGCAGUGUUCAGGGCCUUAAUGAGUUGGGUUGAGGAGAAUAAAGCAUACAAUCUGCCCAAUUUAUCAGAACUUCUCCGGAGAGUCCGCUUCCCUUUAAUGAGUCCAACAGAGCUAGAGGAGGUUGAGGACUGCAGACUGCUAAGUAGAAAUGCAGAAGGAAGGGAAGCCUUACAGAUAGUGAGGAAGCUUCUCAAAGAAAACCAGGGAGCAAUAGAAUGUAAACCACGUAACCCAAAUCAGGUCUUGGUGUUGGUGGGAGGGGACAGUGUGAAUGAUAACUUUGAGCGGCGGGAACCAAACCGGACCCUGUGGUUUGCUCAGCGCUUUCUGAGAGGAGAAGGGCUCAUGCGGACUAUAGACUGGGAACCUCUGGUUCAGCUACCAGACCCUCCACGACUUCGCCACUGUGUUUGUGUGCUCAAUAACUUUUUGUACAUACUAGGAGGCCGCAAGUACUAUGGAAAACUGGAUAUACUCAAGUCUGUGGUGAGAUUCAACCCUGCACAUUGUAAAUGGGAGUGUUUGCCUGAUAUGGCCAGUCCCAGAGACUACUUUGCUGUUGUGUGUUGGAGAGGCAAGGUGUUUGUCCUGGGAGGCAACCGUGAUGACACAACUUACCUGGAUUCUGUGGAGUAUUACACACCUGAAGACAAUACUUGGCAGUCGGCUCACCCUUUAGACACACCCAUUUGUGGCCAUGCUGCUGCCAUAUUGGAUGGUGAGAUUUUCCUAUCAGGAGGCUGUGACUCUCAUCUACACUGUCUUCCUUCUCUGUGGCAUUAUGAUCCUGUCUAUGGCUGCUCAAACAGGGCUCCGAUGGAGAGUGGAGCUGGCCGUGCAGGUCAUGUGAUGCUGGCUGUAGGAAAUCAACUGGUCGUGGCUGGAGGGCUGCAGCCGCUGCAAGUAGGUUUUGGGGACCAGUUACAAUGCGAGGCAUAUGAUGUGUUGCAUAAUUGCUGGAUGCCUCUUCCCCCUCUGCCACGACCCCAUCUUUCUCCUGCAGCCACAUCUCUGGAUGGAAUGCUAUAUGUCUUGGGAGGGUAUUCAUCUGAUUCAGGAUAUGACACACCAUGGGUUUAUCGAUAUGACCCACGGGACAAAUUCUGGGACAAACUGGGGACAAUGCCUCAUGCUUAUGCUGACCUUGCAGCAUGCAUGCUUCAAUUACCCAUAGGCCUCAGGGGUUAAUGUUUUCUGAAUAUUCCAGAAUAAUAUUCUGUUGAAAACUGUAAAGUGUUUGUUAAAUAGCAUAAAUUGUGCAUGGUACGGUACAUGAAAGGUCAAUAAUAUAAAAUACAUGGCCAGUUAAAAGUAAAGUAAAGUCUGACCAGUUGAAAAUUUAAGGAUUUAAAUAUGUACAGUUUGAGUCUUGAGGUCAUGCAGUUUCAUUAAAUGCCUUACAACAAAUUAUAGCAGGAAAAAAAGCCACAUCAGGACUAAUUUUAUUCACUAGAUUUACUUCAGAAAAAUACACAGAUGAAAGAAAAUUCAUAGAAAUUCAUGGCCGAUGAAAAUGCGCAAGGUUUUUCCAGCGUGUGAUGUGUAUAUGCAGAGUAACCACAGCUUUUUAUUUACCUGCUGUAAAAGUUUGAUACACUGCUAGAUUUAAAUAUAUUUCAUGUACACGUUUUCGAAAUACAAUCUCACUUCCUGUUUUGACUUUUACUCUCUGAAUUGUUUGCAUGCUAUAUGCACUUCCUGUUGUUGGUUUCAAUGUCAGUGAAGUUCUCAUUUACCAGUUUACAGUUCAGACAUGAAAUAAUGUCAUAGGGUGUUUUGAGAUGAGCAUGAUCCAGGAAUUUAUUUGGAAAAAGAGAUUUAAAAAAAGAAAAUGGUAUAGUGACUUGGUGCUAAGUUCAGUCAGUGUGCCAAGUUCUAUAACAUCUAAGGGCUGACAUAUAAUAAUAAUAAUAAUAAUAAUAAUAAUAAUAAUAAUAAUAAUAAUAAUAAUAAUAAUUAGAGCAGUAACAAACACAGCAGAUGCCUACAUUUGGUGCUUCGCACAAAUAAAUUAUAAUCCUUCAAACACCAAAAUAAAUCAUAUAUAAUAAUAAUUAUUAUUAUUAUUUACAUUUUAUUGAGUAAUUGGAUUGUAACUUAAGAUUUAAAUUAAGACAGCCCUGGUUUGUACCGUUAUAAAAGCUCAAAGUUGCAUGAACCACAGAAUGUUUUUUGCAUGUUCAUUAAAUACAAGGAUAUUAGUUAAAACAAUAAAGUAAAAGAUCAUUACUAAUAACUUAAGUAUUACUGUGUUGUUUGUCAUAAGAAUGUUUUAAAAAUACUGCAUACAGAAACUGAUUAGAGAGUUUUUGAGAACAUUUUAAUGAAGGACAUUUGUUAUUCUUUUCUACAUUACAGCCUUCUACUUUUCUCGAUUAUUGACAUCUAAGUUCAACACACAGAUCCUGCACUAUAUAUAGGGAUUGAGGUAUAUGAUGUAUUAGUUCUGCUGGAGGACAGAAAUUAUGUCAAUGUGGUCAUUAAAGAUGUAUGUAUUUGGGAUUUAUUAGGGAUAAAUAUAAAUGUUAAUGUUAAACUUUAAACUCAGAAUUUUUUAAUUUCUGCAAAAUGCAAAAUUACUAAAAGUGGUAUACAAAUAAAAUGCAGUUGAAUUACAAUUGUUAUUGUAUUGCACAAGACUCAGAUGUUGUUGUUACUAUUGUCCUUGUCCUGCUGCCUGUAAAGUGUCGCAAUCACCUGAUCCGCAUAUCGGGAUUUUGGCACGUUUGACACUGAAUGCCCUUCCUUAUACAGGCUUGGAACGAGCACUGAGAGUCUACCCUUCAAUGGUUGGGUCGAACCUAGACCGUGGCUGUGAGACUUGUAAAUACUGCUUAGAAAAUAAUGAAGUCCUAUUAACAUACUAAUUAAUUAAUGAAACAGAAGUUAAUAUGUGGUAAUGAUGUGCUGUUCUUUUAUGGUUAAAUCCUGUAUAGUUUGUUAUGUGCUGUUGGAAAGUAUCGUAGUGUUUAUGAAUUUAUAAAGAACUUUAUGUGGACACUAUGUAAAAAAGAAAAGUGCGAAUUUAAAUUUCUCAUCAUUUAGACAACAAUUCCCUUUGGAGUGUCUCA
Molecule: messenger RNA, 4441 nt
Organism: Tachysurus fulvidraco (yellow catfish)
Lineage: Eukaryota; Metazoa; Chordata; Actinopteri; Siluriformes; Bagridae
Product: kelch-like protein 33
Exons: 8
Coding region: 135-2558 (807 amino acids)
Molecular function (GO): protein binding
Source: RefSeq, a predicted model, not a curated record